AUGUAUUCGAAUUUCGAAUCGUGCCGAUAUGUUGAGCAAAUUUAUUAUGAAAAUUGGAUUAAAGUGACUGAUUUGCGUUCUUAUUUGGCUCGACUGCGUCGCGACAAUUUUUCGGUUCAGAACGCCAAAGUGGCCGCAUUGGCAGGUUUGAAUUUGAUUUGUGUCUCUGCGCCAUUUGAUAAACAGCAUCGUUUUCCUGAACACGUGAAUUAUAUCAUUGACAGCGUCGAACCAUAUCUAUCCAACUUGUUGAAAAUACGACAGUUUUUGGAAUUGGGUCGUGGUGCGGUCGCUAGUGAUAUGGGUAUGACACAAGAUCUACAAAAAGCGUUUCAGGAAUCGAUUAAGAUCUUAAUUGAUGCGUUAAACAAAUCUGUAAACUUUAUUGAUCGCAAGAAGCUUGAGUUAAAUUUGAAGUGGAAUGAAUAG
Molecule: messenger RNA, 429 nt
Organism: Anisakis simplex (herring worm)
Lineage: Eukaryota; Metazoa; Nematoda; Chromadorea; Rhabditida; Anisakidae
Source: the annotation of a GenBank genome assembly